This is a messenger RNA of Impatiens glandulifera, 1286 nucleotides long. Its product is annotated as GDSL esterase/lipase At5g08460-like. The record is from RefSeq and is a predicted model, not a curated record. NCBI's taxonomy places the organism in Eukaryota, Viridiplantae, Streptophyta, Magnoliopsida, Ericales, Balsaminaceae. The transcript has 4 exons. Gene Ontology annotation, molecular function: hydrolase activity, acting on ester bonds. The coding region runs from base 17 to 1183 and encodes 388 amino acids.
CUUCUUCUCCGGCGACAUGCCAGUCCAAUCUAGGCCUGUAAUCUUAACCCUUCUUCUUCUCAUUUUCAUCUUCUUUACUCAACCAAUUACUCUGAUUCACCCUCAAGAACUCAUUAAUGGCGUCUCAGCAGAACAACUCACCCCUCAAUCCAAUGGAGGAGUCUCCGCUUUAUUCGUAAUCGGCGAUUCCUCCGUCGAUUGCGGCACCAAUAACUUUCUUGGAACACUCGCUCGCGCCGAUCGACUUCCUUACGGCCGCGAUUUCGACUCCCGUCAACCCACCGGCCGUUUCUGCAACGGCAGAAUCCCCGUUGAUUAUCUCGCAUCAUAUUUAGGGCUUCCAUUUGUACCCAGUUAUCUUGGACAUGCUGGCUCUGCUGAAGAUAUGAAAUAUGGAGUCAAUUAUGCAUCUGCUGGUGCUGGAAUCAUCUUCUCAAGUGGAUCUGAACUUGGACAACACAUAUCACUUUCACAGCAAAUUCAACAGGUUAUGGAUACAUUCCAAGAGUUUGUACUAUAUACAGGAGAUGAUGCAGCAAAUGAACAUAUGUCAAAUUCAGUGUUCUACAUUUCAAUUGGAACUAAUGACUAUAUUCAUUACUAUCUUCAAAACCAAUCAGAUGUACAGUUAUUGUAUCUUCCAUGGAGAUUCAACAAGUUCUUAGCAAAUUCAAUGAAACAGGAGAUUAAGAACUUGUAUGAUCUAAACGUUAGGAAGAUAGUUGUUAUGGGACUAGCUCCAAUUGGCUGCGCUCCUUACUACUUGUGGCAGUUUCAUAGCAAGAAUGGUGAAUGUAUUCAGAUAAUAAACGAUAUGAUAGUUGAAUUUAACUAUGUUAUGAGAUACAUGGUUGAUGAACUUUCUCGCGAACUUGUUGAUGUUGAUAUCAUAUUCUGUGAUGCAUUUGAAGCUUCCUUGGAUAUAAUGAAGAACCAUCAACAUUAUGGGUUUAAUGUGACUUCUGAAGCAUGUUGUGGAUAUGGUAAGUAUAAGGGUGUGUUAAUUUGCAUUUCACCUGAAAUGGCAUGUGAAGAUGCUUCAAAUCAUAUAUGGUGGGAUCAAUUUCAUCCAACUGAUGCAGUGAAUGCAAUUUUAGCAGAUAAUGUGUGGUCUAGCAAACACUUGGAAAUAUGUUACCCAACCAAUUUGAAGGGUAUGUUAGCGAAGAAAGUCAAACGAUAGUCCAAAUCGAAAAAUGUAAUUGUUUCUUCUUUAUAUUCUUUGAUAUAGACUCGUAUAUCUCACACGAACAAAACCAUAGCUGGUUGAGAAUUGGCAUGGCUUU